Messenger RNA from Spodoptera litura, 1634 nucleotides. It is a transcript of the gene CycC, whose product is annotated as cyclin C. Gene Ontology annotation, biological process: regulation of transcription by RNA polymerase II. The record is from RefSeq and is a predicted model, not a curated record. NCBI's taxonomy places the organism in Eukaryota, Metazoa, Arthropoda, Insecta, Lepidoptera, Noctuidae. Gene Ontology annotation, molecular function: cyclin-dependent protein serine/threonine kinase regulator activity.
AGGUUCUCCGCGACAGUCAUUUACCUACCCUAUUGUCAAUAACGAUAUUAUUGUCUAUGGAUCGGUUUAUUUCAUGUCUUGCUGUGACAGUGACAUUUGACAUUGACAUAAAUAAAUGUUUGUGACAUUAUUGUUGAACGCGAUAUUAUUUUUUGUUUAGAGUUAAAUUUAAAAAUUGUAAUUUGCAAUGGCUGGUAAUUUCUGGCAAAGUUCUCAUCAUCAACAAUGGAUACUAGACAAACAGGAUCUUAUACGAGAUCGUCAACACGAUUUGGGAAUACUGUCUGAAGAGGAAUAUCAAAAAAUAUUCAACUUCUUUGCUAGCAUAAUUCAGAUUUUGGGUGAACAGUUAAAACUUCGUCAACAAGUUAUAGCCACAGCUACAGUAUAUUUCAAAAGAUUUUAUGCAAGAAAUUCUUUAAAAUGUAUUGAUCCGUUGCUAUUAGCACCAACAUGUGUGUUCCUUGCUUCCAAAGUGGAAGAAUUUGGUGUUAUCUCAAACUCACGGCUAAUAACUACUUGCCAAACAGUAAUUAAAAAUAAAUUUAGUUAUGCAUACGGCCAGCAGGAAUUUCCGUAUAGAACUAAUCACAUUUUGGAAUGCGAGUUUUAUUUAUUGGAAAAUUUAGACUGCUGCUUGAUUGUUUACCAGCCAUACAGACCUCUAUUGUUGUUUGUACAAGAUAUUGGACAGGAUGACCAACUAUUGACUUAUGCUUGGAGAAUUGUGAAUGAUUCACUGAGAACUGAUGUCAGCUUGUUAUACCCCCCUUAUCAGAUAGCAAUAGCUGCACUACAUAUUGCAUGUGUAAUGCUGAGCAAGGAAAACCAUAAGCCAUGGUUCGCUGAACUCAAUGUUGACAUGGACAAGAUCCAAGAGAUAGUGAGGUCUAUCAUCAAUUUAUAUGAGAUGUGGAAGAGUUACGAUGAGAAGAAGGAAAUACAAGCUUUGUUAGUUAAGAUGCCCAAACCAAAGCCAGCACCCCAAAGAUAAUACUUACUAAUUUUCAAGUGGUCUAUGACGAUUGUAUGAGGCAGAUAGAUUUUAUGGCCAGAGACAAGAUAAUUAUGAUAGAUAAUUUGUAAGAGGCAUGUGUAAUGGGCAGUUAUAGAAAACCUAGAACUGUUUAUAUUUCUUUUAAUCUCAUUACAUUCUAGUAACUUUUGUUUAUUGUUCAAAUUGAUUAGAAUGUAGGUGUUCUUUUUUUAUGGAAUAGGAGGCAAACAAGCAGACGGAUCACUUGAUGAUAAACGAUCACAGCCGCCCAUGGACACCUGCAACAAACUUCAAUGUCUGAAAAGCUAAAAAAUAAUAAUUAAACUCUGAUCUUGAUGACAUAUAGUUCCCAUUUCUAGACAUUAUUGUUAUCUACUAAAACAUAUUUCUAUGUUGGUAAAGUUUCCCAUAAUUCUUGAGAACUAUCAGAAUAUUUUAUAAAACAUAGCAUUAAUCUUGUAUAAAACUAAUAUUUUUAUUAACAAAACAAACAUGUAAAUAGUUGUAGUACAUUAGAAAUAUGUUCCUACAUUCUUGACUGUAUUUGUAAAGAGUACUACUGAUUACUUUUUGACAAUUUACGCGGGCGGUUUGAUAAGUCCGUAACUUUUUGAAUAAAACAUUUUUUUGCGGCAAA